Equus quagga is the source of this 2020-nucleotide messenger RNA. RefSeq names its product NADH-cytochrome b5 reductase 3. Gene Ontology annotation, molecular function: FAD binding; oxidoreductase activity. NCBI's taxonomy places the organism in Eukaryota, Metazoa, Chordata, Mammalia, Perissodactyla, Equidae. Gene Ontology annotation, cellular component: mitochondrion. The transcript is spliced from 9 exons. The record is from RefSeq and is a predicted model, not a curated record. The coding region runs from base 109 to 1014 and encodes 301 amino acids.
UCGGGCCCCGCCCUCCUCCGGGUGACGUGCGGGGGGCGGGCCUGGGUGCGGCGGCGCCGGUGUCUCGGCGGCGGCGGCGGCGGGGAGCGAGCGCAGCGCGGCGGCACCAUGGGGGCUCAGCUGAGCACGUUGGGCCACGUGGUCCUCUCCCCGGUCUGGUUCCUCUACAGUCUGCUCAUGAAGCUGUUCCAGCGCUCCAGGCCGGCCAUCACCCUCGAGAACCCGGACAUCAAGUACCCGCUGCGGCUCAUCGACAAGGAGAUCGUCAGCCAUGACACCCGGCGGUUCCGCUUUGCCCUGCCGUCGCCCCAGCACAUCCUGGGCCUCCCCGUCGGCCAGCACAUCUACCUCUCGGCUCGAAUCGAUGGAAACCUGGUCAUUCGGCCCUACACGCCCGUCUCCAGCGAUGAUGACAAGGGCUUCGUGGACCUGGUCAUCAAGGUUUACUUCAAAGACACCCAUCCUAAGUUUCCCGCUGGAGGGAAGAUGUCCCAGUACCUGGAAAACAUGAAGAUCGGAGACACCAUUGAGUUCCGGGGCCCGAACGGGCUGCUGGUCUACCAGGGCAAAGGAAAGUUUGCCAUCCGUCCAGACAAGAAGUCCAGCCCCGUCAUCAAGACGGUGAAGUGUGUCGGCAUGAUCGCAGGAGGAACGGGCAUCACCCCGAUGCUGCAGGUGAUCCGCGCCAUCAUGAAGGACCCGGACGACCACACCGUGUGCCACCUGCUCUUUGCCAACCAGACCGAGAAGGACAUCCUGCUGCGGCCUGAGCUGGAGGAGCUGAGGAACGAGCAUUCUGCACGCUUCAAGCUCUGGUACACGGUGGACAAAGCCCCUGAAGCCUGGGACUACAGCCAGGGCUUCGUGAACGAGGAGAUGAUCCGGGACCACCUUCCGCCCCCGGAGGACGAGCCGCUGGUGCUGAUGUGUGGACCGCCACCCAUGAUCCAGUACGCCUGCCUGCCCAACCUGGAGCGCGUGGGCCACCCCAAGGAUCGCUGCUUCACCUUCUGAGGGCCGGGCCCUGGCCGCGCGCUUGCCCGCCCCACAUCCUCACUGGGCCCUGGCCUCACACCACCCCCCCUGCCGCCACUGUUGUUUCAUGUCACUGUCCCCCACGUCUCCUGCCGCGGCCCCGGGUUCAGCCUGGCCUGCCCGUGUGCCUGGGUGGUCACCCCGCUGGGCUGGCCCCCGAGGGGCUCCUUUGGGAGCAGGGUUCUGUUACAGAUGGGCCACUGCCACUGGCCACCUUCAGGGCAGGUUCCUGUUUGCCCCUCACUGGUUCUUACUGGUGAUGCCUGGUCCUGGCCCUGGCCCCGGCCCUCUUCCCCACCCCCACACUACUGGGCCGAGGAGGCCAGCACCAUGCCCCACCUCCCUCUCCCAGAGCAGACCACACUCUGGAAAUAAACAUGAAGGUACGGGCAGCCCAGAGCUGCGGGUGCCCGGGAGCCCCGGCCACCGCCUCGGGACCCUUGCCUGCCCCUCACGGCCAGGCCUCAGCACCUGACACUACAUGACAGGUAACACCAAAAAGCCCUCUUGGCAGGGGCCGUGGGGGCGAGAGGCUGCCCCCACCCUGGGGCCCGGGCCGGCCCGGCCCGCAGGGAGCUUGGCUCUUCCUGGGGCUGGAGUGGGAGGAAGGGGCUGGCCAGGGGCCCCUCCAGCUGGCACCUGGGCCAUCCCGAAACCUCAGCAUUUCCCCCAGCACGCCCAGUGGGGCAGCCUCGGGAGUUGUGGGCUGUCAGCUCGGCAGCCUGACCCACCGCCUUGUGUCCCGGGCCGCAGUCCUGAUGGCAGAGCUCAGACAACGUUUAUUUGCUCCUCUGUCCCAAACGCCUGCUCCUGCUGCCCUCGCCCCCAUCCGGGGAGAUUCUGAGCAGAGCCUCUUGUCUGAGAGAUGUUCUCAGCGGCCUCGACGUUGCCUUUAGACGACCGUGUGUCGGCCUCUUGCAUAUUGGCUUUUUUAGAGUCAUUUAUGAGCAGAAAAAACAUUGAAGUAAAACUUUGCUAAUAUGAA